AUGGAUCAGGCGGCGGGCGUGCAGCAGGGCGCCAGCGUGGCGAAGGUCAAGGCCCUGGAGGACACUUCCGCCAAGGCUGCUGCUGGGGCGGGCCAGGAGAACGCGCGGCCCUGGACCAAGGGGCCGAGCGAGAAGAAGUGGCUCGAGGCGGAGUGCGACUGCUCGUUGGGCCACCGGGCGGAGGCGCUCGCGGACGUGGAGGCGCAGCUGCGGUCAGCCCGUGAGUCACGGGACCGCGCCAAGCCCACGGCAGCGCAGUUACGCGAAACCAACCUCCGUGCCGAGAAGGCGGCUGCCACGCUUGUCGCAGCGGAGACCGAGGAGCAGCGGUGCCAGGCAGCGCUGCAGGCGGCGCGCGCCGAGGUGCUGGAGGCCAAGCAGGCUGAGGAGGCGGCUCGAGCGUACCAGGUUGAGGUUCAGGCGCGCGUCGCUGCAGAGGGCCGAGCCGAGGAGUUGCCAACGACGUGGGCGUGUUCCGAGUGCAGCGCGUGCACCUCGCAGGACGUGUGGGAGCCAGCCUCGAGGAGCUUGGGCUGGCAGCGGGUCUCGCCAAGUUGGCGGCAGACCUGGAGCGGAAGUCUGCUGAGGAGGUGCCUGCAGCUCCUGGUGGUGGGCCACCUGCUGCUGGCGGGGGCGAUGGGAGUGACGCAGCAUCGCCAGGAGCACCAGGGCAGCCUGCAGAUGCCCCAGGAACAGUGCCAGGAAGCG
Prorocentrum cordatum is the source of this 708-nucleotide messenger RNA. The record is from the annotation of a GenBank genome assembly. NCBI's taxonomy places the organism in Eukaryota, Dinophyceae, Prorocentrales, Prorocentraceae.